Molecule: messenger RNA, 1158 nt
Organism: Naegleria fowleri
Lineage: Eukaryota; Heterolobosea; Eutetramitea; Acrasida; Naegleriidae
Exons: 1
Coding region: 1-1158 (385 amino acids)
Source: RefSeq, a predicted model, not a curated record
AUGGAUCUCCAACUCGAUAAGAAAAUACUUGUCGUGUUCUUGGUUGCUGUGAUUGCAGCCUUUUCCAUUCAAAUGAUGGUUCAUCAUUCCACAGACAAUCCCCACAUAUCACAUCAUGCCCAUGCCUCUGUCCCUACACAGGAACCACUCGCAACAACAGGUGAGGUACCAAAAGCUCAUUUCCAAGCAGCGAAUGAGCACAUGAAAGAAGGCGUGAAAGGAGUGGUCGAGAACGCGAAAGAUUAUCUCCACGAGAAGAGGAAGGAUUUGAAACAAGACUUGAACACACUCAAGGAAAAGGCAUCAUCGUGGACUGAGAAAGUGAGAGAAGCUGUGAGUGAAUUGAAGGAUGAAUUCGUCGAUAAGGCCACUCAACUCAAAGAGAAAGCAAUGGGAAAGGCUAAAAAGAUGAAAGCCAAAACGGGAGGAAAAGCUCGUCGUCUGAAGGAAAAGACCACCGAAUUGAAAGAUAAAGCGACCGACAAGAUGACCGAUUUGAAAGAGAGUGCCUCUGAUUUGAAAGAUACUACCAAAGAACAGUUGGAAUCUCUCAAAGAUACAGCCAAGGAGAAGAUGAGUGAUUGGAAAGAGAGUGCCUCCGACAAGAUGAAUACUCUCAAGGACAAGGCUUCGGAAAAAGUCUCUGAUUUGAAAGAUACCGUGAAGGAGAAAGUGAGUGAUCUUAAAGUGUCCACGACUGACAAGAUGAAGGAAUGGACUGAGAAGGCGAAAGAGAAGGCUGCAGAUGUGGCUGGUUCCACUGUGGAGGGAGUUAAGAAGGUCGCCUCUAAUGUGAAAGAAGGCAUUAAGGAAGGAUUCGAACAAGCACGAGACGAGAGUGAAUGGGUGAAUGAAGAGAAAGCAGCCUAUCCAGACACUCCUUUCCAGAGUAUGGAUCCUUUGAAGCGAGAGACUUAUCGUGAAGAUGUGGAGAUGGGUAAAGCUCCAAGUGGAAUGCAGAAUACGCAUACUACCACCACUUCGACUGGCAGCAUUCCUGACAUGACAACAACAACCACGACUUCCACAGCAUCUCCUGAGACUCUUAAAAAAGCAACGGAACCAUUGUAUGAAGAGGUUUUGAAGACGACUCGCGAGAAUAAGGGAUGGAUGGGAGAGAAGGCAGAGGAGAUUAAAGCAAGUUCCAAACCUCUUUAA